Molecule: messenger RNA, 2564 nt
Organism: Corapipo altera (White-ruffed manakin)
Lineage: Eukaryota; Metazoa; Chordata; Aves; Passeriformes; Pipridae
Gene: TERB2
Product: telomere repeat binding bouquet formation protein 2
Exons: 7
Coding region: 1711-2382 (223 amino acids)
Biological process (GO): meiotic attachment of telomere to nuclear envelope; homologous chromosome pairing at meiosis
Cellular component (GO): nuclear inner membrane
Source: RefSeq, a predicted model, not a curated record
GGGGAGAACUCCAGAUUGUGCAUCUUGGGGUGUGGAGUGUAAAGCUGAGCCUGGGAAAAGUGUGUGUCAGCAAACUUCAGUUCUGUUUUUCUGUUCCCUGUGGCUGACCCUGUGGAGAAGAGCAAUUAGGGGGAAGUCAUCUGUCAUACCAUGGGGGGUUGAUGCCAGUACCCAAAACUGGUGCUAUUCCCAUCACCCUGCUUUUAUUUUAUGAAGAAAUCAGUGUGAUUGCUUGAGUGUUAGAGUGAGGUGAAUCUGACCAGUGUGGAUCUUGAGUAUGUGAACAAGGGUCCUUGGAGACCGGGGGUUGCACGUCUCAUCUUGGUAUAGUAAGAUUUGCUGUGAUGCAGAACACCCACUUGAGAUUUUUGAGGGAUCUUGGCUUGUUCUGUACCUUUUUGCAUUAUAACUGCAUUCCAGCAUCUGGGUGGGAGGUUGCUGGGGUGCAGGGCCUGGUUAUGGGUGAUCCAUUUGGGCUCAUCAGAGUGUUCAAAACAAAACCAAGAGAGGUGAGGUCGUCACAACUGAGUGGUCAUGUACAGGGCUUGUCACCCAGCAUGGCACAGCAGGACCUACCAGAGCCACCACACAGGAGACUGGCUAGGGACUGUGCCAGCCCCAGCAGUGGUCCUUGUGUGGGAGAAGAUGGUCUAGGAAGGAGGAAAAGCUUUGGACUUCUCCCCCAGAGACCCCUGCAGAGCAGCUCAAUCUGCUGCAUGAGCCCAAGGAGUUCUGGAGCACGUUCUGGGCUCCUGUGGAUCACAAAGGGCCGCCAAUGUGCUUUCCACCAUCUUGGCUCCACCUUUACUAUCCUCAAGAGCAUUAGAGAGUAAUGGCUGGGUAGCCCCUCCACCAGGAAAUCUUCAUCCUAAUUAGAACACAAGUGGAAUCUACUGCAGAAGCUGAAGACACUGUGGAGGCAAUGCAGGACAACCCAUCUCCAAAGGAUGUGUCAGCAUCUUCCCACAUGGGGGAAGUCUUUGCCCUCAUUGCACGUCUGGCAUUUUUCUGGUCUUACUUAGGAAAUAUUUUGAUGGUUUACUGAAAAAUCUCCUGUCUGUGGGAGAACAACGCAUGCGCAUCCUAGAGGCUGAUCUGGAUUUCAGUAUCUGGAAACACCUUCUCUGUUUUAUCCGGCAUCCUUGGGGUUCCAAGAUACCCAAGAUGUCACUGCUGCUGGCUCUUCAGCGGCAGUUCCCAGCAGAUGGGAUAUCCUGAGAGAUAUCUUGGGAAGUUUGAAGUACGAAACAAGCCUCAUUUUUGCCUUAUAAAAUGCAAGCAAAUCUGCUGCAAGCCAGCUGUUUCCUGAGUCAAUGAAAUAUGUGUGGUUUGGGGAGAAAAACUUCUAGAACAACUUAGGAUCCACAGGGCUCGAGUCCAGCUCCUGGCCCUGCACAGGACACCCCAACAAUCCCACCCUGUGCCCGAGGGCGUUGUCCAAACACUCCUUGAGAUCUGAUAGGUUUGGGGCCGUGACCGCUGCCCUGGAGACCCUGUUCAGUGCCCGACCACCCUCUGGGGGAAGAAUUUUUCCCUGAUAUCCAGCCUAAACUUCCCCUGGCACAGCUCCACGACGUUUCCUCCCCCCCUCCCGUCCCCCCGCCGGGGUUUCCCGCCCCUGUCGCCUCUCAGGCUCCUCCCGCCUCGCCUCAGGGCUGUUCCACUUCCCCUCAGGGCUGUUCCGCCUCCCCUCAGGGCUGUCCCGCCGCGAUGUUCCGAGGCCGCCGCGCCUGGUUCUCGCAGAGCGUCAGCCCCGGCCCGCGGGGGCUCUGGGUGGCCGGCGGAGGGGCACUGACCGACUGGCUGGAUGCCGAGUACCUCUUCAGCAGCGAUGCCACCCACCCCGACACCCGCAGCAUACACGAGAGCCUCAGAUACUUGGAGGGCAGAGCCACAGUCUUUCACUCCCGUUACCUCUCGGCAUGUGAGCGCGCUGGUGCCACGGAGAAGCCUUCAGUGGUUCUGGGCCACUUCGUCCUGCCCCCUGCCUGCCUGCAAGAAGAAAUCAGAAGGAAAAUCGGCUGUUUUAUUUGGGAGCAGGUGGAUGUCCUUGAAGAAAAGCCCAAUGGAAAUCCAGCAGAGGAAGCUGAGGCAGUAAGAAAUGACUGUGAGGAAGAAUCUGAGGGGGGAGCGCUAGACCUGGACAAGAGCGAAGAAACAAGCUCUGAGGCACCUUCCCAGGGGGAAUUUCCAUACCGUGCCCUCCAGAAAUACCCAAUGAAUAACAUGGUGACAGGCUACACCUCCUCCCGGGACAUGAAGAAAUAUGAAGGGGAGCUCCAUGACUUCAUCCCCGGCACGUCAGGCUACACGGCCUACUGGGUUCAAACCAAAAUUAGCAUCUACUGUGAGAGGAAGACCAAAAUGAAGAGGAAAUUGUAAUGCAUAGGUGGCUGGAGCAGCAAAACCUUCCCAAUUUAAGAGCUGCCAGAGAGGAUUUACAAAUUAUUCGACUGCAGCUCAACAUGUUCAAUGUGUAUUUAAACACUUGCUAAAUUUACUGCAAAUAUUUUAAGUAACUACCUAAAUUUCACAACAAACACAAAUACAGACAUUUCUCUCCA